AUGAAGCGCCACAUAGUGAAAAAUGUACAAGAUUCAAUAUUAAAUAAGUGUUCAUAUAGAAAGAAUAAUGGCGGUUUAUUAUCAGGUUUGAAGUAUACUUGUAAAGAUAAUAUAGUGACAGGAAAUUUGUCGGGUGGAAUUUUGACCACAGCAUCAUCAAAUGUUUUGAAAAAUUAUCAAAGUCCAUUCAAUGCUGAAGUUGUGAAGUUAUUAUAUGAUUCAGGGGCUGAGUUGUCUGGUAAAGUAAAUCUAGAUGAGUUUGGUAUGGGAUCGAGUGGAUUAAAUUCUGCUCCCGGCCCUACUUUAAAUCCAAUUUAUCCAGGUAAAAUUGCUGGUGGUUCAAGUAGUGGAAGUGCAGCUAGUGUCGCAGCAGAUCUAUGUGAUUUUUCAAUUGGCUCAGAUACUGGUGGGUCAAUUAGGUUACCUGCUAGUUAUUGUAAUGUGAUUGGAUUUAAACCAACUUAUGGUAGAAUUUCAAGGUGGGGAUUAAUACCUUAUGCACAAACAUUGGACACUAUUGGAAUAUUAAGCAAGAAAAUUGAUACAAUAAAACAUGUUUAUUCCGUAUUGAAUAUGUAUGAUGAAAAAGAUCCAACCUCAUUACCUGAAGAACUACGAAAAGAAACACCAGAAACAAACAAGGAACGAUUAAUCAUUGGAAUACCCGAAGAAUUUAUACUAGAGGAUAUAUCCAUAGACGUAAAGAAUACCUUUAAACAAUUCAUACUAAAAUUGAUCAAUCUUGGUCAUGUUGUAAAAACCAUUUCCAUAACUUCAAUCAAAAAAGCAUUACCAACAUAUUAUACUUUGGCAACUGCAGAAGCAGCUUCAAAUUUAUCAAGAUAUGAUGGAACAAGAUACGGCAGUACUAACGAUUAUGAUAAAUUGGACCAAAAUAUAAUUUUUAGAAAUAGAUCUGAAUUUUUUGGUAAAGAAGUUAAACGAAGAAUAAUUUUAGGUAAUUAUACUUUGAGUUCAUCAUCUGGUGAUCAUUAUUUAAAAUCAACUUUGCUAAGAAAGCAAUUGGCAAAAGAGUUUUCCAAAAAUUUUAAUAAUAAACAUGUUCUUUUUCAAGAUGAACAAUUUCAAGAUAAAUGUGAUCUACUAAUUUCACCAACUGCAAUGUCUAAAGCACCUGACUAUGAAACAUUUGAAAAAAGAGAAUCUGAAAAUAUAUUAAAUUCAUAUAUCAAUGAUGUUUUAACAGUUCCUGCUUCAUUAGUUGGAUUACCAACUAUAUCGAUACCAAUAAAUGGAAUUGGUAUUCAAAUAAUGGGUCAGUUUGGUGACGACAAAUUAGUUUUACAUACUGCAGAAGAUGUAAUUAAUAACUUUUAA
Molecule: messenger RNA, 1338 nt
Organism: Insectozyma verbasci
Lineage: Eukaryota; Fungi; Ascomycota; Pichiomycetes; Serinales; Debaryomycetaceae
Source: the annotation of a GenBank genome assembly